Caretta caretta (loggerhead turtle) is the source of this 2811-nucleotide messenger RNA. Lineage: Eukaryota; Metazoa; Chordata; Testudines; Cheloniidae. The record is from RefSeq and is a predicted model, not a curated record.
GGCAUAAAAGAGCCAAGAUCCCUUUGCAGCCUGCGCCCACAACCACCUGGAACCCAAGAGUCCUGGCUCCCAGAACCGCCCCCCCUCCCAAGCCUCUUUGCUGUUCUGCAAUCAACGCUGCUGCAAGGAUCACCCCGCCGCAUCCCCUGGUCAGAUCGGGAAGUCCUGCACACCGGGAUUGCAGGGGAUGGCAGCUUGGAGCCCGAUCCUGCUGCUGCUGCUGUGGGGCCAGUCGGCAGCCGCCUGGCACUGGGCCCUGUGCCAGGCUCGCCCGCUGUCCUCUCACCACCCUGUGCUGGGCUUCUGGGAGCGGAUCCAUGCAGGCACGGGUUGCGCCAGCCGGGGGCGCUCGGCCUCGGGCCGGGAGGUGCACGUGCUCAUCCUGCGGGGGCUAGCGGGGAGGAUGGGGGCCAGGCAGGUGAGCCUAGAACUGGGCCCAGCGCCCCACGGCAGAGCCCCUAUCUUUGUGCUCAGCUCCCAAGCGCCCGUGGUCUGGAGCCUCCAAACGGCCCAAGUGGCUCUUGGGGAGCAAUGGACCUUCCAGGUCUCCCCGGGCUCCAGAGUCUCGGCCCUAGGGGGUGUCUCUGUCAUUGAGACCCGGCUGCCCCAGACCCCCCGAGGGCUCCUGCGCUGGGCGCAUGAGGAGCACGGCGGGGUCAGCUCCCUGGCUGCGUAUUGGGGCGUCAACACGGUCUAUGUGCGGCUGGGAGAUGAUGGGGUCUCGCCAGAUGCCUGCAAACCUCGCAGGAACUUCCUCUCCCCGACCCACUUUGCCUCUGACGUCCAACCACGGCCCUUGCGGGGCUGCCUGACCUCUGACCCCCCAUGGGACCCCGAAGUUCACGUCAUCCUCUCCAAAGGAGCCAGGCCCCGGCCCCCAGCACAUCUCACUGUGGAGCUCCAAGCGCCCCAAGGCUGCUGCUCCCCCCGGCUGGAGCUGAUCGUGGUGCUGAAGAGCGAGGGCGCCACCAGCUGGCUGGUCCGAAUCCACCACAUGGCUGGGCGACUGCGAGUCCUGGCAUCCCACAAGGUCUCGGUCAGCUGCACAGAACCAGAACCAGACCUGGCUCUGAGCAGCAGCAUGUCCCUGGGCCUGGCCUAUGCCAGCGACCCCAUGGCCUGGGCAAUGGAGCAGGGGCUGCCUGGGGUCACAUCUUACACGGAGGCCGAGCAGGUGAAUAGGUUCCUGGUCAUCGUGGGGCUGGAUGGGGACCCCAAGGCUCCCCACCCCUCCAUUCCACCCCCUAGAUCAGCCAAGAUCUCCCCAAUGAUCUGGGAAAGGAGCCGAGUGGCGCCAGGAGGCAGGAGCGCUGUGGGGCUGGCGGGAGCUCUGUCUGUGGCGUGUCUGAGCGAGAGGGUGAUAGCUCAUGUCAACAAGGACAUGCUCCAGGCUGCCAGACUCUCCCCAGCCCGAGUGACCCUGCGGGACCCCAGCUGUGCAGCCCAGUCCAAUGGCACCCACUUCCUGCUGGAGUCCUCCCUGGCCGGCUGUGGCGCCCUGCGCAUCCCAGCCCUAGGCCCCACCUCGGGCAUCGUGCGGUACCAGAACGCGGUGGUGCUCCGGGGCAGCGGGCCAGGGGUAGCGCUUGGGGGUUCCCCACUCCCGGCGAGACAGGCUGAAGAUAGCUCGGAGUCCAUUGAGUUCUCCUGCUCCUCCCCAAGCCUGAGCCAGCCGUCCCGCUCUGCCAAGUCCAUCCUGGAUCUUCCCUUCCACCUGGGCCGUGUCCUGCUCAGCCUGGAGGUCUACAGCUCGGAGGCCUUCACCAAGGCCCAGGGACCCUGCACGGUGUCGGCCAACAGCCGCGUCUUUGUGGAAGCUGCUCUGGCUGCCUUCGACCCCUGGCUCAGCUUCAGCAUCCGCCUCUGCUUCCUCUCGCCGAGCUCCUCCUCCUCGCUGGACUCCCCCUACAUCCUGGUGCGGGGGGGCUGCCCGGUUCACCCCGACGUCUCCCUGCACCCACCCUACAAGGGGGCUGCAGGCCAGGCAUCGCCCUCUGGCUCCCAGGAGCUACAGCGUCUCAGCUUCCUGCUCCGGCCCCUCUACAAUGACUCCAUCCAAUUCCUGCACUGCCGCCUGGCCCUCUGCGCCCAGGAGCCCCAGGGCCAGGCUGGGGCCUAUGGGGGCGCCCUCCCUAAGUUUCAGUGUGGGCCCCAGGCCGGGGCAUGCACCAGCAGCCGUGUGGGGGAGCCGGGCAGCGGGCGGUUCCAGCACACCUUCACCAAGCCCAUCAUCGUAACAGUGGGGAGCCUGGGCAGAGCCACCAAACCCACCCCAGGAACAGCAGAUCCCUUUCUGGUGCCCUUUCCUCGGGCUGGCAGGAGGGGGAAGGUGCUGAAGGGAGAGACACCCCCUGCCCCCCUGCCCCAGGGCCUGGAGCUGCCCACUGUGGUGGGCAUCGUCUUCUCAGCUUUCGUCAUUGGUGUCUCUCUCACUGGGGGGCUCUGGCUCAUUCACUCCAGGACAGCUCACAGGGGCCUCCCUGUCCGUGCUCGUGGGGACACUCUGGCACUGGUCCCACCAUCACCAUCACCAUCACCACCUGCAGGCGCCCGGCCCUGUGGCUCCCAGGAUCAGCAGCCAAUCGGACUCUGCUCAGCACAGCCAGGGUGGCCACUGGGGGAAGGGCCUCUCCACCUGGCCCGGAGGGCCCCCUCCCUGUGAGCGGCAGGCAGCAGGCCUCGCCCAGGCCGGAAGGGGCCCUGGGGCAGGCCCCACGGCAUUGGGACUGCGGCACCGGCUGGUUCUUUGCCGGCUGCAGGGAGCGUUCACGCUUUCUGGGUAUAAACGUGACCGUGGAGGAUGGGCCGGUG